Penicillium mononematosum is the source of this 675-nucleotide messenger RNA. RefSeq lists its product as uncharacterized. Lineage: Eukaryota; Fungi; Ascomycota; Eurotiomycetes; Eurotiales; Aspergillaceae. Gene Ontology annotation, biological process: thiosulfate transport; malate transmembrane transport; oxaloacetate transport. Gene Ontology annotation, molecular function: succinate transmembrane transporter activity; antiporter activity; oxaloacetate transmembrane transporter activity. The transcript has a single exon. Bases 1 to 675 code for a protein of 224 amino acids. The record is from RefSeq and is a predicted model, not a curated record.
AUGCUACGUCAAAUCACAUAUUCCACAACGCGCUUCGGUAUCUACGAAGAAUUGAAGUCGCGCGUUGCUCCCACCUCAGACCGCGCACCAAGUCUGGUCACCCUCAUUGGCAUGGCCUCCGCCUCCGGAUUCAUCGGCGGCAUUGCAGGAAACCCAGCCGAUGUUAUGAACGUCCGCAUGCAACACGAUGCAUCUCUCCCUCCCGCCCAGCGCCGCAACUACCGAAACGCAAUCCAGGGAAUCAUUCAAAUGACCCGAACAGAGGGAUUCAGUUCUCUCUUCCGCGGAGUGUGGCCUAACUCCACCCGCGCAAUCCUCAUGACUGCCUCGCAGCUCGCUUCUUACGAUACAUUCAAGCGAUUGUGUAUUGAGAAGGCUGGUAUGGCUGAUAAUCUGAGCACACACUUCACAGCCUCGUUCAUGGCGGGCUUCGUUGCUACCACUGUCUGCAGUCCUGUGGACGUGAUCAAGACUCGCAUUAUGACGGCUUCUCAUGCGGAGGGCGGUGGUCAGAGCAUCAUUGGUCUUCUGCGUGAUAUCUGCCGCAAGGAAGGCCUGGCAUGGACUUUCCGUGGGUGGGUGCCUAGCUUCAUCCGUCUUGGUCCUCAUACCAUUGCCACUUUCCUCUUCCUCGAGGAGCACAAGAAGCUCUACCGCAAGUUGAAGGGCGUUUGA